AUUACUUUGUCUCGGUCAUGAUAGAUGCGUAGAAACGUUCUUUCGACUCCUCUGUGACCAUGCAUAACACGUACAAAUGACGAAGCUAGUCAGAACUGAAUUUAAUUAAGGCAAUUGCUCUUCGCGAUUUAAUACUAAUACUUUCAACUAUAACAUUGCUCAAGUAAUGGUCAAUCGCCCAGAGAUCCGUAUUUGCGUAAACAUAAGAAUUAUAUGUAAACGUAUGUACAAUAAUAGGAGCAUCGAAUUCACCUGUUAUCUCUACAAUACGAGAUCAUUCAUUGCGCGCGUCCCUCGGAUGUUCUUGCUCAUCUCUGAGUGCAAUCAUUUAACUAAUGAUUUAUUAACGUUAUCGCGAUUUGCAGAAUCGUUGAAUUUAGCCGAUAUCCGUGCCGGUAGAUUUUUCACUUACCGGUCAUCCCCUUGACCCCCAACCUAAAUUAUUAUUUCCGGUUCUUAAUAGCUCCGUUAAUAACUGCGAGAACCGAAUUUCCUCGCAAUAGAUUGCGAUAACAUAGAUAUCAUGAUUUACGUAAAACAAGGUUUCCUAUUAAUCGAUAAGAACGACGAAUACGGUACAUCCUAAGAAUCGGAAUACAAUUAAACUUAUUUUAUAGCGCCGUAUCGAGCGGUACUAGGUGAUAUUUAAAAUAAACUACGGCCGGAGUGUAAUACGAAUCGCGACUCCGUCAGGGUAAGGAGCCCUUUUCGGAGAAUAAUAUUAUUAACGAGCGUAAUAAAAUUUCUCCUCGCCCAGAGAGACUGUUGUGCCUUGUGGUUACUAUGGUUAAAUUGAUUUUCCACCGGACCAGUGGACUACAGUAAAGAAAACCCAGAGAACGUGGUCGAGAGAACCGAAAUCACCGGUUCGCUCGCGAUACAAUCGAGGGUUUAAAUAAACUGUCAUUAAAAAAUGACACUGACGUUGUCAAGAGUGGAUUACACGACCGUAGGGGUUACUUCCCGGGGGACGACAAAGAUCCUGCCGUCGACGGACUCGAAGCAACCGCAGAAAUUCGCAGUGGCUGAUCGUGACGGGGUUUUACACGUUUUCGGUGUCAGAAAGGGGGAGCUGCGGCUGUCGUUUAAAUCCCUUCCGGGUGCCGAGAUCAGCAGACUCGUCCUUGGAGGUGUUCGCGGCUCCCAGGCCGAAAGGAUCUUCGUGGCCUAUGGGCACUCGGUCAGAGGUUUCACCCGCAAGGGGAAGCUCUUCCUCGAGUUCGACACCGGCCUGAUGGACCCGAUCGUUGCAUUAUACGUUCUCGGGCCGGACCUAGCGGCAUGCUCCACGGACCUCUACCACAGGUACAGAGAUUGCAAGGACGUCGACUCGUACCUGGUUGGAGAGACGUUGCAGGAUGUCAUUCUGUUACCCAGUGACACUUCCGGGGUGUACGCAGUGCUCGCUUGUGGAGAUCGUGCCAUUCGCGUUCUGCAUGGGUCCAAGUCACCGUCCUUACUUAGGCUGCCGAGUGUCCCCACGGUGCUGACGCUAUGUAGGGAUACCGUCUCGGACUUCUCGAGUCACAUUUUGGUAGGCACUAUCGAUGGAAGGAUAGGUCUGUUGAUCCUCCGGAAGAACGAAUCUCUUGGUAUAACUUGGUUGGUGGGGUCGAUGGGGUCGGAGGUGACGUCACUGGACUUGUACGAGUUCCAAGAGGAGCAGGACAUACUUGUCGGCAGACUGGAUGGCAGCGUGGACGUGUACGCUCUUUCCGAGGACGAAGAUACUCCUCCUGCAUUAAGAUACCAUUAUAAUUGCGGAGAGAGCGUUACUUCCGUCGCCGGUGGAAUGAUUGGCACCUUGGGGUAUCCAGAGAUCCUCGUUACAACCUACUCUGGUCGUAUAUUUGGAUUGACCACGAAACCACUGGGUCUGCUGGAAGUAGACAGAAAUGACGUCGAACUACCUAGAUUAAAGGCGGAGAUACAACAGUUGGAAGAGAAGCUUGCCGAGGAAAAGUUUGCGACGUCCCAUUUGAUGGUGGAUGCUCUGGCACCGCUUUCGCUGUCUGUCAAUCACAGGUUGACUCUAAACAGAGCCACGGCUUCGUACUUACUGUCAAUAGAGCUCGAUACCCCCAUCGAAAACAUAUUGAUUCAGUCGGACGCUCCGGUAGAACUCCUAGACGUGGAAAGUAACAGUGCGGUAAUUAGUUUAUCAGCCUGCAAUCCUAGCGAAGGAAAUUUCGUCCUAGCCACAUACCGCUGCCAGGUAAACACUAACCGCUUGGAGUUAAGAUUAAGGACUAUCGAGGGCCAACCUGGCACUUUACAAGUGUACGUUACUUCCCAGAUGCAGCCAAAAUGUUGUCGAAGAGUACAAAUACCUAUACGUGCGUUGUCACUCCAUGCGAGGUUCCACGAGGACGAAGAAAACGAGACGACAACUUUACCUGGAGGGCCGUUCAACGAGUUAAGAUUUACAGGACAGUUCACCCUGGCCGAGAUGCAUGCCUGGUUGUCGCUGGCUCUUCCUGAAAUGCCGGAGAGACCUCAUUUACAAGAUGGGGAAGCAACUUUGACGUUUACAUCCUGCCUCAUUGGUACCAUUUUGAAGUGCAAAUACAAGAAAGGCAGUGCCACGUUUCUUGGCGAGAACGUGUCGAGUAUCAUGAUCCUGCGGGAUGCACUGACGAAAGAAGCAACUAAGCGAAAGACUAAAUUGGACGUUUUCUGCGAAAUCAUCGAGGGCAGUAUAGUUAAAGUGUUGGAGUUAAUGAUGCCCAGAUUAGAGAAGGCUCGUCAGUUGACGGAGACAAUUAAAAUUCUGGACGCUCUACAGGAGUGGGAGCUCUGUAAUCCGGAGGACCUGUGUUCCUCUUACCGGGAAUUAUUGAAAACCGAGUCGAAUGCGAGAUCGGAAAUAGCAAAGGACCCGGAGAUUUUACAGAGGUUACACGGAAUGAUAACCGAUCUGUACGUGGAUUGGGAACGAGCCAAGGGUGGUCGCAGGAUCCCCAGCAGCAAGGCUGCGAAGAAGCUGACCCUUGGCCUUGAUUCCGGUGACCUCACUCUACUCCUCCAGGUGUUCGCAGGAAAGGAAACUGCCGGAGCCAUAGAACAAACCGCUGACCUGAAAGACUUAAUCCGCGAGACUCACGAGAGCAAGUAAAUAACCACACAACCCAAGAUUUUGUAUAAAGAUG
This is a messenger RNA of Orussus abietinus, 3149 nucleotides long. RefSeq names its product Bardet-Biedl syndrome 7 protein homolog. The coding region runs from base 914 to 3115 and encodes 733 amino acids. Gene Ontology annotation, cellular component: ciliary basal body; BBSome; membrane. The transcript has 13 exons. The record is from RefSeq and is a predicted model, not a curated record. Gene Ontology annotation, biological process: intracellular protein localization; intracellular transport; cilium assembly. Gene Ontology annotation, molecular function: protein binding. Lineage: Eukaryota; Metazoa; Arthropoda; Insecta; Hymenoptera; Orussidae.